Molecule: messenger RNA, 997 nt
Organism: Impatiens glandulifera
Lineage: Eukaryota; Viridiplantae; Streptophyta; Magnoliopsida; Ericales; Balsaminaceae
Product: tyrosine--tRNA ligase, cytoplasmic-like
Exons: 3
Coding region: 71-898 (275 amino acids)
Molecular function (GO): tRNA binding
Source: RefSeq, a predicted model, not a curated record
AGUCCAAACAUUGAUUUAGUUAAUUAGGUCCUUAUCCGCAGCGAAAAACAGAUCAAGUUUGCCAUCUGUAAUGGCGGCUACUAUUACGGCGGUUAACCUUCUAAAAGCCGGUGGCAAUUCUACGCUGUUUCUCCGCCGCAGUUAUCAGGCUCAAUCUCGUUUAAGCAACUGCAAUCUUAAAGUUAACGCAAUUGGAUAUGUCGACCCGGUCAGACGGAUAUCAAUCCCUUUGGCCGUAAAUCGUCCUAACGGGAAUACAACAAAAUUGUUCUGUACUUCAUCAUCCUCUGUGCAGGACACAGUUGUUCCCGUGUCCCCUACAAACGAACAAUCCCGCUCUCCUUCACCAGAAAAUGAGAGCGAAGAAAGAGAAAACGCGAUAAAGAACGCGGCUAACACGUUGGAACUUAGGGUGGGACGGAUUCUGAAGGCAUGGAGACACGAGGAGGCUGAUUCCUUGUACGUUGAAGAGGUGGAUGUUGGAGAGCCUGAACCUAGAAUAAUUUGCAGCGGCCUUGUUAAAUAUAUUCCGCUUGAAUUCCUUCAGGACAAGAUGGUAGUUGUACUUGCUAAUCUUAAGCCAAGGAAUAUGCGUGGUGUCAAAUCAUUUGGAAUGCUAAUGGCAGCAUCUGAUGCCUCGCAUGAAACUGUUGAGCUUCUCGAGCCUCCGGAGGGUUCAUCUCCUGGUGAAAGGAUAUGGUUUGGUUCGUCUGAUGAGAAGGAAAACCUUCCUGAGGUCGUCACAGCAAACCAGGUUCAUAAGAAAAAGAUAUGGGAGCAAGUUCAGCCUCAUCUUAAGACAGAUUCAUCGAGCAUUGCCAUGCUUGGGGAGCAUUCAAUGCGAACAUCAACUGGGGUUGUGGUUUGCAAAUCUUUGAAAAACGCUAAUAUAUCAUGAACCUUAUUAUAUGAUUCUCUAUGAAGCACUAUUUAUGUCAUGUGGGUGCACAAUCAUUUUUCAUUUCCCAAUAGUAAGAGCUUGACCAAUUCAUUUGCC